This is a messenger RNA of Paramecium sonneborni, 1576 nucleotides long. NCBI's taxonomy places the organism in Eukaryota, Ciliophora, Oligohymenophorea, Peniculida, Parameciidae. The record is from the annotation of a GenBank genome assembly.
AUGAUCUCUUAAUUUACAAAACCAAAAAGGAAAAUGGAGCAUCCUGAUUAUGUACCUUAUCCUUUAAGAAGACCAGGUCCAAGUUAAGAUGACAGAAAAAGUGAUAUUCCUUUGGAUUAUAACUUAAAGGAAUUUAAUUUUGCAAGUAAAACUUUAACAAAGAAAAUAAAUUGGAGUGAUUUAAGAGCAAUAGCAUUAAGUGAUUCUUUAGAUAAAGGAGUAAUAUUUGUAGAAACAAAUGAAGGAUCAGUAGUUGUUAAAGGAUAUCCAAAUAUUGCAUAAGGAUACUUUUUUUCUUAAUUAGCAAUAGUAUUGGGCGUUCCAGUACCAAAUAAAAGAAUAGUUAGAUGGGAUUAAAAUGAAUUUAAAAUUAUGACUAAAGAAUUGUAAAGGGCAACAUUUAUGAUAAAAUAGUUACAUUAAAAAAUAACAAAUCGGCUUGAGAAUCCAUAUUUAGAGGUUUAAGAAUAUAUACCUGGUAUAACACUAUCAUAUAUGGGUAAAACAAGAGCAGGAAAAAUAUUUAAUUUUUAUGAUCCAUAAAGUAGACAUAGAUUAAUAAAAGUUGGAUUUAUAAUGGGUUUUGAUAUAUUGAUAAAUAAUCCAAGUAGAUAUCCAUUAGAAAUCUGGAAAAAUAGUGGAUAAUCUGAACAUAUGAUAGUUAGAACAGAACCAAGAUACACAGAUACAACAAAAGAGUUGCAUGAUAUUGAUAAUCUAUCAUUUGAUUAUGAAUAUAUUUAUGGAUUGGAUAGUUAUUCUUUUGAGAGACCAACUAAUUACUAUACAAAUGUUGAAGAGUUUCUUAAUAAAGUAUUUUUAGAAAUGAAAUCAAUAAUGCAAGCAUAAUUAGAUCCACUUUAUGAAACAAAAGAUUAAAAGUAUUUAAAUAAAUUUAUUGUUUUUUCUAUUUAGAAUUGAAUGUUUAAAUGAAUUCAAAUAACUAGUUUACGAUCAUACACUUUACGAAAUUAAAGAGAUGUCCUUACUAUAAAUUUUACUAGGCAUUGUUUUAACUAUCGAUAAUAUAGUAUUUAUGGGGCCACUACGUUUAAGAACACUUUGGGAAUCAGUUACUGUAGAAAACGAUUGGAAUAAUGUAUGGAUGAAGAAUCUUUAAGGAAUUAAUAUGAAUUUUCUAGAAUCUAUGAUUUCUAUCUUCUAAAAGUUUUGUACUAUUUAUGAAGAUGUUGUUAAGUAUAGUAAAGAUAUUACUUUAAAUUAAUAUUCUUUUGAUGAAUAAAAAUAUCUUGAAAUAAUUAUGAUGAAUCCUAAAAUUAGAGAAAAAAUUCAAAAAGAAAGAGAAGAUAAUCUUAUGAAUUCAGAUAUACUUGAAAAAUCUGAAGUUAUUGAAGAAGAUGAAGGUGAAGUAUUAGAGCGUAAUCUAAAUGACAUUGAAUUAGAUAAAAAAAUUGAAGAAAUGUUUAUGAUUGAUCCUAAAGAUAUUCCUAAAGGAGAAAAUUAAAAUUAAAAAUAAUAAAAACCAUUAACUCCAGAAUAAUAAUAAUAAUAAUAAGAACUAGAAAAAAUCAAAUAUGGAGGUAUUUUAGCAAAAAAAUUAUAUGAAAAUCAAUGA